Molecule: messenger RNA, 1019 nt
Organism: Mangifera indica (mango)
Lineage: Eukaryota; Viridiplantae; Streptophyta; Magnoliopsida; Sapindales; Anacardiaceae
Product: ubiquinol oxidase 2, mitochondrial-like
Exons: 5
Coding region: 39-1019 (326 amino acids)
Biological process (GO): alternative respiration
Cellular component (GO): mitochondrion
Molecular function (GO): alternative oxidase activity
Source: RefSeq, a predicted model, not a curated record
UUCUUACGGGUUACAAGUACAAGCUUGGGAUUGAUGGCAUGAAAUAUAGAAGCAAUUCGACUUUACAAGAGAAGGGCCAGGAGGAGAAGCAGAAGACAACGGUUACCACCAGUUACGGUAAAAAUAACGAAGGGAAGAGGAUCCUGAGUUACUCGGGUCUGAAAGCUCCUAAGUUCACUAAAGAAGAUGGUACUGAAUGGCGAUGGAGCUGCUUUAGGCCAUCAGAGACUCGCAGAGUUGACUUAUCCAUUGAUCUGGAGAGACACCAUGCGCCUGCAACAUUUAUGGACAAAAUGGCCUUUUGUAUCGUCAAAGCUCUCAGAUGGCCUACUGAUAUAUUCUUUCAGAAGAGAUAUGGGUGCCGGGCUAUGAUGCUCGAAACAGUGGCGGCAGUGCCUGGAAUGGUGGGAGGCAUGCUGUUACACUUCAAGUCAUUGAGGAAAUUCGAGCACAGCGGCGGCUGGAUCAAGGCACUUUGGGAAGAAGCGGAGAACGAGAGAAUGCACCUCAUGAUUUUCGUGGAGGUCGCAAAGCCCAGAUGGUAUGAGAGGGCUCUGAUUUCGGCAGUUCAAGGCGUAUUCUUAAAUGCAUACUCUUUGGGCUAUUUGAUUUCUCCGAAAUUUGCUCACCGCAUUGUUGGGUACCUGGAAGAAGAAGCCAUUCACUCUUACACAGAAUUCCUCAGGGAAUUGGACAAAGGAAACAUUGAAAAUGUGCCGGCUCCCGCUAUAGCCAUUGAUUAUUGGCGCCUGCCUCUGGAUUCAACUCUUCGUGAUGUGGUGAUGGUGGUCAGAGCCGAUAAGGCUCAUCACCGUGAUGUCAAUCACUUUGCAUCGGAUAUAUAUUAUCAAGGGGGAGAAUUGAGCGAAUCGGCAGCGCCGAUUGGGUUAGAUGUGUGGGUGACUUGUCGAGAUAUAAUAGAGUUACUAGUAGUAGUGGUGGUGGAGACCAACCAGACCAUGCAGGAAGAAGAGGGUAAGGGUGAAGUGAAACAAGAAGAGAAUGUUAGUGCAAAUUGA